This is a messenger RNA of Pteropus alecto (black flying fox), 2007 nucleotides long. It is a transcript of the gene CTSA, whose product is annotated as cathepsin A. NCBI's taxonomy places the organism in Eukaryota, Metazoa, Chordata, Mammalia, Chiroptera, Pteropodidae. Gene Ontology annotation, biological process: proteolysis. The transcript has 15 exons. Gene Ontology annotation, molecular function: serine-type carboxypeptidase activity. Bases 16 to 1662 code for a protein of 548 amino acids. The record is from RefSeq and is a predicted model, not a curated record.
CAGGCACCGGAGACGAUGGGAGGAAGUCUGUCACGUGACACCGGAGCACACGUGACUCAGCGUACACAUGACUUCCCGUCGCCAGGCACCUCCUGGAGAGCAAGGACGUGGGAGAGCAGAGGUGAGGGAACUCCGAGGCUGGAAGGGAUCCCGGAGCCCCCUGCCGCGCGUGGGGCAAGCGGAGGAGGUUCGGCCGUGAGAGCUGGGGCCGGGCCGAGGCUUUCCUCGCCGAUGGUUCGAGCUAAGCAGUGGUCGCCGUUCCUGCUGCAGCUGCUGCUGUUCUGGGCACCUCAAGGCGAGGCAGCCCCCAGCCAGGACGAAAUCCAGUGCCUGCCUGGGCUGGCCAAGCAGCCGUCUUUCCGCCAGUACUCCGGCUACCUCAGAGGCUCUGGCUCCAAGCAUCUCCAUUACUGGUUUGUGGAGUCCCAGAAGGACCCUAAGAGCAGCCCUGUGGUGCUUUGGCUCAACGGAGGGCCGGGCUGCAGCUCCUUAGAUGGCUUCCUCACAGAGCAUGGCCCCUUCCUGGUCCAGCCAGAUGGUGUUACCCUGGAGUACAACCCCUAUUCUUGGAACCUGAUUGCCAACGUGUUGUACCUCGAGUCCCCAGCUGGGGUGGGCUUCUCCUACUCCAAUGACAAGUCUUAUGCGACCAAUGACACAGAGGUUGCCCAGAGUAAUUUCGAGGCCCUUCAAGAUUUCUUCCGCCUGUUUCCGGAGUACAAGGACAACGAGCUUUUCCUGACAGGAGAGAGCUAUGCCGGCAUCUACAUCCCCACCCUAGCUGUGUUGGUCAUGCAGGACCCUAGCAUGAACCUUCAGGGACUGGCUGUGGGCAAUGGACUCUCUUCCUAUGAGCAGAAUGACAACUCCCUCGUCUAUUUCGCCUACUAUCAUGGCCUUCUGGGGAACAGGCUCUGGUCUUCCCUCCAGACCCACUGCUGCUCUCAAAACACGUGUAACUUCUACGACAACAAAGACCCAGAAUGCGUGACCAGUCUCCAAGAAGUGUCCCGCAUCGUGGGCAACUCUGGCCUCAACAUUUACAACCUCUACGCCCCAUGUGCUGGGGGCGUGCCUGGGCAUUUAAGAUUUGAAAAGGAUACUGUCGUGGUCCAGGAUUUGGGUAACCUUUUCACUCGCCUGCCAAUCAAGCGAAUGUGGCAUCAGGCACUGCUGCGUUCUGGGGCUAGAGUGCACAUGGACCCCCCCUGUACCAACACCACAGCUCCCUCCACCUAUCUCAACAACCCUUUCGUGCGGAAGGCCCUCCACAUCCCCGAGCAGCUGCCCCACUGGGACCUGUGCAACUUCUUGGUGAAUAUACAGUACCGCCGUCUCUACCAGAGCAUGAACUCCCAGUACCUUAAGUUGCUUGCCACACAGAAAUACCGGAUCCUUCUCUACAAUGGAGAUGUGGACAUGGCCUGCAAUUUCUUGGGGGAUGAAUGGUUUGUGGAUUCCCUCAACCAGAAGAUGGAGGUACAGCGCCGGCCCUGGUUAGUGGAUUACGGGGACAGUGGGGAGCAGAUCGCUGGCUUCGUGAAGGAGUUCUCCCACAUCGCCUUUCUCACCAUCAAGGGCGCUGGACACAUGGUCCCCACCGACAAGCCCCAGGCUGCCCUCACCAUGUUCUCCCGCUUCCUGAAUAAACAGCCAUACUGAUGACCAUGGGGGCCAGCCCCCACUGCCGAACCCAGCCCCUGCCAGCCUCACCUGCUAGAAGGGAGGUCCUCCUUGAUGCAAAAUGCCCCUGCGGGGCAGGUCCCUGCCUCCAGAACUGCUUCCCACCCUCGCCCCCCUCCAACUGGCCCCUAUGCCUCACAUAGACAGCCUGGGGAGGUGGGGAGUUAGCACUUUAUUCCUGACUGGCUCCCACCCUGCUUAACGAAUGACUUUAAUGCACUGAUGACAUCCCAGGAACACACUAGAGCUCAGGACAGCCCACUGGGAGGUCAGAUGGACUGUAAUUGACUGUGAUUAUGGAAUUAAAUUGGGUACAGCUUAAAA